GUUUCUCGUUUUAUUUCUCUACCUGUUUCUCUUAUCACUGUUACUAUGUCUUUCUUUCGUGUUCUAGCCGUCCGCGUCAGUCCCUUUUACUUGGAACUCUUUUAUUUCAUACUCAUGUCUGUCCUUGGCUUCCUUGGUCUCAAAAUCUUAAAGCCAAGAGUCCCUGUUGCCCCAAGUAACUUGGAUCUGUUUUUCACUUCUGUUUCUGCAGCCACUGUUUCCAGUAUGACAGCUGUAGAAAUGGAAGUUUUCUCUAAUUCACAGCUCAUUCUUAUGACCUUCCUUAUGUUUCUUGGUGGGGAGGGUUUCACUUCCAUGCUUGGCCUUUUCUUUUCUUCCUCCAAUCUUUACCAGAAACAGAGCCUCAAAAAUAGAGUAACAACAACUCACCAUAUUCCUCAAGUUCCUAAUCCCAAUCACAUCGAGAUCGAUUUAGUUUCUCUGAAAAAGCAGACUCAACUAGGUGUGGAUGAUCGUAGUGACAGUGAUAUUGUUCAAGAUGAUAAGUUGAGUGAACUUAAGCGUAGGUCUGUUAAGUGUCUUGGGUUUGUGGUUUUGGGUUCCAUUAUGGCACUUCACUUAGUAGGUUCUGGUUUGGUCUCAACCUACAUAAGCAUCAUACCAAGUGCAAGAAGAGUGCUAAGAAACAAAGGAAUUAGCAUACAAACCUUUUCUGUGUUCACCAUAAUUUCCUCCUUUGCUUCUUGUGGUUUUGUCCCCACAAACGAGAACCUGAUUGUAUUCAAGCAGAAUUCAGGUCUUCUUUUGCUUAUUUUGCCAUUUGUUUAUCUUGGGAACACAUUGUACGCGCCAUUCCUGAGGCUUCUGAUCUGGGUUCUGGAGAAAGUAAUGAAAAGAGAAGAGUUCACUUAUAUUCAGAAGAACUAUAAGGAGAUGGGUUAUGAUCAUUUGUUUUCUGGUGUUCAUUGCUGGCUUCUUGUUGCUACUGUUUUCGGUUUCAAUCUUAUACAGUUCGUGCUGUUCUGCUGCACGGAGUGGAAUUCAGAGAACAUGGAGGGUCUAAAUAACUACCAGAAACUGAUUGCUUCGUUGUUCCAGAUUUCAAAUGUGAGACAUGCUGGCGAGUAUAUUUUGGAUUUCUCUCAACUAUCUUCUGCCAUAUUGGUGCUCUUCGUCGCCAUGAUGUACCUCCCACCAUACACAACAUUUUUACCCAUAAGAGAGGACAAAAAUGAGACAAAGAAAAGGAUCAAAACAAGCGUAAAGGAGUAUCUUUUGUUCUCUCAACUCUCUUAUCUUGUCGUCUUCAUUAUUCUGAUUUGCAUUACGGAAAGCAAAAGCAUAAAAGAAGAUCCUCUCAACUUUAGUGUGUUGAACAUUACUCUAGAAGUCAUCAGUGCAUAUGGAAACGUGGGAUUCUCAACGGGAUAUAGUUGCAAAAGGCAAUUGAAAGCAGAUGGAAAUUGUAGAGAUCUGUGGAUUGGACUUUCAGGUAAAUGGAGUAACAAAGGAAAAUUCCUCCUUAUAGUGGUCAUGUUCUUUGGGAGGCUCAAGAAAUACAAUAUGAGAGGUGGUCAAGCUUGGGAUCUCUCUUAAUUUCCACUAUAUGGGUGUACGUAGCUAGGUGUACGUAUCAAAAUCCAAUGUGUUUGUAUUGCAGUAUGAUCUCUCUUGUUUGUCCAGGAAUUGCACAUUGGCUAUGAUUGUAAUUUUGUAAGCGAUAUAAAUUUAAU
This is a messenger RNA of Neltuma alba, 1694 nucleotides long. Its product is annotated as sodium transporter HKT1-like. Gene Ontology annotation, cellular component: plasma membrane. The record is from RefSeq and is a predicted model, not a curated record. The transcript is spliced from 3 exons. NCBI's taxonomy places the organism in Eukaryota, Viridiplantae, Streptophyta, Magnoliopsida, Fabales, Fabaceae. Gene Ontology annotation, molecular function: sodium ion transmembrane transporter activity. Gene Ontology annotation, biological process: transmembrane transport; monoatomic cation transport. Bases 46 to 1557 code for a protein of 503 amino acids.